Rasamsonia emersonii CBS 393.64 is the source of this 501-nucleotide messenger RNA. RefSeq names its product Complex: NXT1 binds to RNA binding mRNA-export factor TAP. Lineage: Eukaryota; Fungi; Ascomycota; Eurotiomycetes; Eurotiales; Trichocomaceae. Gene Ontology annotation, cellular component: nuclear pore central transport channel. The coding region runs from base 1 to 501 and encodes 166 amino acids. The transcript has 2 exons. Gene Ontology annotation, biological process: protein import into nucleus. The record is from RefSeq and is a predicted model, not a curated record.
AUGUCUACUCCGAGCGCGGACACGGUCACAAAAGUCUCAACAGAUGGCGCCACGGAUUUCGUCCAGUCCUUUUACUCCGCCCUCCAAUCCAACCGGGGAACGAUAGCGACAUUUUACAGCCAGAUGCCAUCCACGAUUCUCUUCAACGGGAAUGUAGUCGCUGACGGGGCGGCAGUUCAGGAUAUUUUUGUGAAUCAACUGCCGCCUACCCGUUUUGAAGUACAGUCCUUCGAUUGCCAGGUCAUCAACAGCCAUUAUCCCACCCCCACCGCUACGGGCGUCAAAACCCCGGCUCAGACGACCGUGAAGGACAUGUCUUUACUGGUGACGGUCAGUGGAUACGUGCAGUUUGGCGAGUCAAGGGAUGCCCCCCAGCGCGGAUUCAGCGAGACGUUUGUCCUGGUCCCCAACCCUGCCGCGAGCUCAACGGGGGGUGGCGCAAAGGGCAAGGGCAAAAAGGAGUGGUUGAUCCAAAGUCAGAACUUCCGACUUGUCGUCUGA